Kwoniella shivajii is the source of this 1509-nucleotide messenger RNA. RefSeq lists its product as uncharacterized. Gene Ontology annotation, cellular component: cytoplasm. Gene Ontology annotation, molecular function: oxidoreductase activity. NCBI's taxonomy places the organism in Eukaryota, Fungi, Basidiomycota, Tremellomycetes, Tremellales, Cryptococcaceae. The record is from RefSeq and is a predicted model, not a curated record. The transcript has 9 exons. Bases 1 to 1509 code for a protein of 502 amino acids.
AUGUCUACAUUCCCUCAACCUUGGAUCUCGACCGUGUCCCAUUGGCAAGCUACCAAUCGAGGACCGACAUCAUUGUAUUUACAUAACAGCGAGGCUGAUUUGCCCACUACCGCGGAUGUAGUCAUCAUCGGUGGUGGUAUGAUGGGCAGUGCUCUUUCGUACAAUCUCACUAGACCAGGAGCAUACGGAGAUGGGAAGAAAAUCGUUUGUGUAGAAGCUAAAGAUGUCGCCAGCGGAGCUAGCGGCAGGAAUGGCGGUCAUGUUGGACCAUCAACAUAUUACGGAUGGAAUCUUCAUCAACAACCUUAUCCGUUGGGUUUAGGUUGUUCUGCUGAAGAAGCUACCAGGAUUAUGCAGAAUGAACGAGAUAAUUUGGACUUGGUAGAAUCUAUCGUCAAAAAAGAAGAUUUGGAUGUCGAUUUCUGGCGCGGUGAAUUGAUUGAAACUCAUCAUUCGGCUGAAGAGACUGAAGAAAGCAAAAGACAAUACGAAGCUUGGCUUCAAGCUAGAAAAGAUUACGGAUUUACCAGCGAUCACGAUACGAGAUUCGUUGAUGAGCGAACUGAAGCGACAGAACUUUCUCGCUUCAAAGGCGUGACCUCAAUCCACAUACGUCCAGCAGGAAGCGUUCAUUCGCAUAAACUCGCGACGGCGUUGAUGCAAUGUGCCAUCGAUUCCACUGCGGCAGACUUCUCCUUUUACUCUUGGACUCCAGUAUCAGGGUUCCCGGAGGAAGUUGCUGGAGGAGAUUGGCUAGUCAAAACGUCGAAAGGCAAUAUACAAGCUAAAAAAGUCAUUCUUUGCACUAAUGCUCAUACUCCAAAUUUCUUCCCCAAAGACGAUCCUCUGCAUACUCAUAUCCAACCAAAACGUAGUCAUUGUGCUUUGAUUACCCCUCCACCCACUUACUCGGGAGCUCAAGCAUUGAAAAACACCUAUAAUAUGAGUGACGAUCAUUACCUUGUUCAAACACCAAUGGGAGGAAUCGUUAUCGGAGGGGGACUUCCAGGUCUGGUCCGAGAUGACAAGUUCAAGGCUGAGGAUUCCUUUGGUCAAAUUGACGAUAGUGAAGCUGGUAUCGAUCCUGCUUACAAAGAACACUACAACAACUAUCUCAAAGAUAACUUUAUUGGCUGGGGACCAGAAGGCUAUGGCGAAGGACUAACAAGAAUCUGGGUUGGUAUUCUCAGUACAGUCAAAGAUGGAGUUCCCCUUGUAGGAGAGGUUCCAGGAAAGAAAGGUGUUUUGUUGAACGCAGGUUUUGCUGGUCAUGGAAUGUCCCGAAUAUUUACCGUUGCUCGAGCGUACGAGAAUAUCCUGAGAACUGGUACUUGGGAUGAGAAUCUUCUGCCGAGAUCUUUCGAACUCACUUCAGAACGUCUACAAAGUGUUCUAAAAGCUCAACAAGCAUUCGAAGCUAAGAAUGGAACUGGGAAGAUAACUGAUAGCGAAGGUGUGAUUUAUGAGACCAAAACAACUGAGAAAGCGGGAAAGUGCGUUAUCCAAUAG